AUGGAAGAGGCAGAAAAGUUUAUGAAAAUGGAUUUCUUUAUGAAGGCGAAAUGUUAGAUGGUCUAAGAUCAGGAAAUGGCACACUCAGAGAUUCUAAUUUAAAUAUCAUUUAUUAAGGAGAAUGGUUUAAUGAUCACUUUGAAGGACGAGGAAGAUUAAUCAACUUAGAUUAUUAAGAAGACAAAUUUAAUUUAAACAGUUUUAAAUAAUUUUAAUUAGUUUAACAUUAAUUUACUACUUAUGAAGGAGAAUUCAGAAAUGGGUAAUUCUUUGGGCAAGGUGUAAUGUCAUUUAAAUGUGAAGGUGAAUUAUUCAAAUUUAUUGGAGGAUUUUCAUAAGAUUUAUUCCAUGGUAUUGGAACCCUAUAAUAAAAUGAUUAAAUUAUUUUGUAAGGAAAAUGGAUUUAUGGAUGCAUGGUUUGACGAUUAAAUAAUAUCAAUUGAUUUUUAAUUUGUAAAGAAUCACAUUAACAAACAUAUUAUUCCGAUUUUAAGAAAAAAGAAAUUUUGGUUCUUCUAUUUUUUCAAUUAUUGUUCUUUUANACGUGAUAUUGGACCCUUAGCUUGCUUCUAAAGUGUCAUCAUUGUUGAUAAACUACCCAAAACUAGAAGUGGCAAAGUUCUUAGAGGUACCAUUAAAGCUAUUGUUAAUGGAUUAUAAUAUUAAGUAUCAUCUCACUUUUUAAACUCUAGAUGCCUGCUACCAUUGAAGAUGAUACCGUCCUUGAUAAAAUCAAAAUCAAUUGUCUCAACUAUGGAAAAGGAAUGGGAUAAUAUUGUAAUUUAGAUUUCGGUAAUUAAGACAUCUAUGUCGAAGAGUGA
Messenger RNA from Paramecium sonneborni, 821 nucleotides. The record is from the annotation of a GenBank genome assembly. Lineage: Eukaryota; Ciliophora; Oligohymenophorea; Peniculida; Parameciidae.